AUGUUGGCCGAAAUGGUUCGACUCUCUUACCAGCAUCGAGCGUUUUACUGCUACGUGAUCCUCAGCGUCUGGAUCUUCCUUCUUGUCGCCGGUAUGUACAAAUAUAUUGGUAUAGAUGAGAAGAGUUCACUGCAGGCGAAGGUACUGGGGAAUGAUAUUUCUGUAAGAGAAUUUCCUAGAAAUUUCAAAGCAGACGUGAAGACUAAAAAGAUAUUUCGAUUUUGUAAUCCUCCUAAUGAAAUUGUUGCAGACACAGAAGGAAAAUUAGAUGGAAAUCUGACACUGGGCGGUGUUUUAGUAUUUGUACGACACGGAGACAGAGGGCCAUUGGCUCACAUUCGAAAUAUAAGCAUAGUAAACUGCGGAGGAGACUUUGGGUCCAUGCCUGAGCUAGAAAAUAUUUAUCAGAACUAUGUAAACUUCCUGCAGAACGUCUCCAGCUACUCCAGAACAGCAUGGGCACAAUUCUUGGGGCCCUUCCAUGGUUUUCCUAUGCUGCCCACCAAUUCCAAAGACUGUAGAAUCGGCCAGUUGACAACCUUAGGUGUAGCACAACUCUUGAAAACUGGCACCAUACUUAGAAAUGCAUAUUACCAUAAACUGAAUCUGGGAAACGGUACUAUGACCAGCAAAGAUGUUGUUGUAUACAGCACCAGGUACCGAAGAACAGUUCAAAGUGCAGUAGCUUUGUUAUACGCACUUUUGGAGACAGACGGUUUCCAGAACCUUGCCAAAAUCAACAUGCAAGAAAGCCAAAGCUAUGCCUUUUGCAGCGCAGACUGUGCAUGCCCUGCUGCAGAGAAAUUCUUCAAACAACACAUAAAGGAAAUGUCUGAUCAUCUGAAGUCCCAUCCAGCAGUGGCAGAACUGAUAAAACAAGCAUCCAGUGCGGUCUUUGAGAUCCCAGAUCAGGCCCAAACAACGGAUCCAAAUACUCUGAAAGACGCAUUGCUAACAUACGUUUGCCAUGGAGCCUCUCUACCAUGUGUAGAUCUCGAAACGCAACGUGUCUGCGUUAAAACUGAACACGUGACAGGCCUGUUCGCGUACACAGAAUGGGAAUCGAAACAGGCGGCGAAAAGUAACAAUCGUCGAAAAUACGGCUUAUUAAGGGCGUACGGACUUCUUCGAAACAUAGUUACUUACAUGUUGCACAUCAUAUCGGAAGGAAGACCCAAGAUCGUUCUCUAUUCAGGGCACGACAAGACGCUGGAAUACCUUGCAACUGCUCUGGGCAUCUUCUCCGACAAGCUGACCAUGCCACAUUACGCCUCACGUUUUGUUAUCGAGGUAUACCGGAUAAAUCCGAGGAACGAGAAUCACGUGGCCAGUGACUUCUACUUCCGUGUGAUCGUUAACGGGAAAGAUGUCACGCAAAAAAUACCAUUCUGUAGAAACGCGAAUUUCUACAGUGCAAGCUACGUCGAACGAUCCGAAACCGAGAGGACACGCAGAGAUUCGAAAUUGUGCCCGAUCGAGACGAUCAUUCGACAACUUCACGACGAUUACUUCGGCCCGUUUAACGCAACCAACUUCAAGGACGCGUGCACCAAUCACAAACGCGGAUAGUGGUUUGAGCGGGAAGAAAUUACGUGAAUUCGAUUUUUCC
This is a messenger RNA of Dufourea novaeangliae, 1609 nucleotides long. Its product is annotated as 2-phosphoxylose phosphatase 1. The coding region runs from base 1 to 1569 and encodes 522 amino acids. Lineage: Eukaryota; Metazoa; Arthropoda; Insecta; Hymenoptera; Halictidae. The record is from RefSeq and is a predicted model, not a curated record. Gene Ontology annotation, molecular function: phosphatase activity. Gene Ontology annotation, biological process: dephosphorylation. The transcript has 4 exons.